Paramecium octaurelia is the source of this 440-nucleotide messenger RNA. The record is from the annotation of a GenBank genome assembly. Lineage: Eukaryota; Ciliophora; Oligohymenophorea; Peniculida; Parameciidae.
AUGUUAAAUAAUUUGGCAUAUUUAAAAUUGGUAAAGGAAAAUGAUUUCAAACAAACCAAAUAUUCAAAGAGAAUUAUGUGUAAUUAUUGAAUAUACCUUUAGACCCAAAGUAAAAGGAUGAAGUUUGUGUAGUAUAUGAAUUUAUGUAAAAGGAAUUAGAUGUAGGUCCUGUAAAAUAAAAACAACAUCAAAAUGGUAGAAUUAAAUAUUAUUAUAUUUUUAUGUUAUUUGAUGAAGAUAAAACAUCAAAUUCAAUCUAUUAAACUGGUCAGGAAUUUAACUAUAUUAAAAAGAAUUUCAACAAUUUAUCUUUAUUAUAAUCCAAAACUAGCCUGUAUAUUACUUCCAAAGACUCAAUCAAAAUAUUUAAAAUUCAAUUAUUGAAGAAAUAAUAAAAAGAAAUUUUUCAUAUAUUUAAUUGGAUGGGUUAAAUGAUUUGA